AUGCAAGAAAGGGUGACAACUCGUACUGAGGAUUAUGACUUAACCUGUCCCAUCACGCUACGAACCUUUCGAGAUCCAGUGAUAGCUGCCGAUGGUCGUACAUAUGAACGUGAAGCAAUCGCGCGAUGGAUCGCAGAACAUGGCACAAGUCCAUUCACACGACAACCAUUGAAUAUCAAAGAUUUACAACCGAAUUAUCAUAUGAGAAAUAUGACUGGCCGACGAGGUAGCUCUGCAUCAUCUUAUUAUGCAGUUGAUGAAUCAAAAGUGUAUCAAUAUCCACCGACGGCUCCUGUCUACGGCGAAGUGCCUAUAACCAAAGUCAGUAAUAACCAUAGAUCGGGUCAAUGCUGUUCAUUUCGAUGUCAACUCGGUACUAUACUCAUAGUUAUAAUAUUGAUUACUUCGAUAAUAUGUGGACUCAUCAUCGGUUUUAACUUACGAAAACCUGUAUCAACUAACAAACCCAAGUAUUCAUCAUCGCUUACCGCGAAUAGUCCAACUUACUGUCGUACUACAUGCAUCCGAUGGCAAUUCUACUACGAUGUACUAACAGUGACCGUGACCAAAGCUGGCAAAUACAAGUUCACUAGCGAGAGUAAUAUUGAUACAUAUGGCUAUAUCUACAAUAGUAGUUUCAAUCCAGCCAAUCCUCAUUUGAAUUUACUUGCGGAAGAUAAUGACAGUGGUAAAAAGAGGCAGUUUCAGCUCAAAAUUAAUCUUCAGCCUUGGGAAACAUAUGUACUGGUUAUAACAACGUUCAUACCAAAUGUGAGGGGAUCAUUUUCAAUCGAUGUAUCGGACCCAAAAUUCGUAAACUUUCAUUCGACGACCACUCAUCGGACACCUACAAAAACGACAAAAAGAACGACAAAAAAAACGACAGCAAGAACGACAAAAAAAACGACAGCAAGACCAUCAACGACCGCACCUGGGAGUUACUACAAUUAUUCGUCGUCAUUAACUUCAAGUAGUUCAAAAUAUUGCCGUCGUGAUAAGAAAUGUCGAGAGUCACUGGACUUCUAUUAUGAAGCAUUGCAAAUUAGUGUGUCCAUGAAUGGCAGGUAUCAUUUCGUGAGCAAUGGUAGUAUGGCAACGUAUGCUGAUAUCUACAACAAAACUUUUGAUGAGUUAAAACCGAAUCAAAAUUUAAUUCCUUCAAUUGAUGAUAGUAGCGAAGAAAACCAGUUUAAGCUCAAAGUGUCUCUCAUUGCUGGGAAUAAGUAUAUCAUGGUUGUGACAACAAAAAGGAGUAAUAUCAUGGGAAAAUUCUCGGUUACUGCGAUCGGCUCUGGAUCAGUCACUUUCAGUUCACUACCGCAGUCUGGCAUCGAGAUUCGGAAUUGA
Molecule: messenger RNA, 1347 nt
Organism: Rotaria socialis
Lineage: Eukaryota; Metazoa; Rotifera; Eurotatoria; Philodinida; Philodinidae
Source: the annotation of a GenBank genome assembly